This is a messenger RNA of Clonostachys solani, 267 nucleotides long. Lineage: Eukaryota; Fungi; Ascomycota; Sordariomycetes; Hypocreales; Bionectriaceae. The record is from the annotation of a GenBank genome assembly.
AUGCAGUCUCCUCCUCAACCUGCUUCGGCUUCGGUGUUCGGCCUUGUCGCCUCUGCCGUCCGCCAUGAACAUGAUGCGGGCAAGGUUGUGCCCGAUGGUAUUCGAUAUCUCGGUCAUGGCUUCGAGUUCGCUCUCGUCGAGAAGGGCGAGGAGUUGUUCGGGGGUCAAGGGCGUGAAGGCGUCUCGGCCCGUACCAGAGCCGACAGUCCGGUCUCCUCUGCCGCUCGUACAUUGCAGAAGAUCCUUGGCACCUCUCCGUAUCUGUAG